Molecule: messenger RNA, 465 nt
Organism: Emys orbicularis (European pond turtle)
Lineage: Eukaryota; Metazoa; Chordata; Testudines; Emydidae
Gene: SPMAP1
Product: sperm microtubule associated protein 1
Exons: 3
Coding region: 1-465 (154 amino acids)
Source: RefSeq, a predicted model, not a curated record
AUGGCUUGUCUCAGCAGGCGGUGUCUGCAGCGGCAGAAGGGCUUUAUCCUGGACGGGGUGGCCGUGGACACGCUGGCCGGCAGCUACGCGCACAUCCCGCCCAAGCUGUGGUCCGCCUUGCCCCCGUACAACGCCCAGCUGGAUGGCCACGCCGCCAGCUACUUCGCGUCCCCCGGGGUCAAGUCCCUGCUGAAGAACACGGAGCAGCACCGAGGUGGUACAUCCAGGGAUGGUUGGAUAGUGGAUUAUUUCCACAUCUAUGGGCCAGAGCAGAGGUACCUGAACAGGAGGAACUGGGCAGGUGCAGGCCACUCUUCUGAGCAGGUGGGCGGCCACUACAGCUUCCUGGCAGACGUGAAACCCAUGAAGGGCUACAACGGGCGCUUUGGCUAUCGUCGCAACACCCCGGACCUGCGGGUGAAUUCGUCCUGCUUCGGCGAAGUCAGUGUGUUCCCGCUCCACUGA